Molecule: messenger RNA, 3700 nt
Organism: Humulus lupulus (European hop)
Lineage: Eukaryota; Viridiplantae; Streptophyta; Magnoliopsida; Rosales; Cannabaceae
Product: pentatricopeptide repeat-containing protein At1g63330-like
Exons: 2
Coding region: 279-2855 (858 amino acids)
Molecular function (GO): protein binding
Source: RefSeq, a predicted model, not a curated record
AAAAAAGAAAAGAAGAAACUAUAACACUUUUUUUACUUUAAUAAAUAAAAAAUAAAGGAAAUUUGUUUUGUUUUUUUAAGGUCAUUUUUGUUAGGAUGUCAUUUAGCUCGAAAUUUAUCCGUAUUUAUGAAAAUCUUCCAUUGUUCUUGCUUGGUCUUGUUCCCGAGAACCAGAAAACUGUCACUCACUUGCUCUAAACCCCACUAAAACCCCAGAAACCCAAGAUUCGAAUUUUCUAACCAGCCAAGCACUCUCUCCGAGACUCCGGGACCUAUCCGAUGUCCGCUAAUGUCCGCUGUGUUCAGAACACUUUCCAGGUACACUCUCCCCAAAUCUUAAGCUCUCAAAGCCUCGAGUUUUUGGAUCAGUUUUUACCUUUCUCUUCUCCCGAUUCCAACUCUUCGAGCUCGCUUAACGCAAACGAACGGCGUAAAAUCGCUGCUGGGUUAUCGAAGAUAGUUAAAGUCCGGAAAAGUCAUCUAUUGAAGGUUUUUUCUAGAGAGUUUUCUCCAUUGGUGCUUGUUCGGUUAAUGGAGCUUUUGGGUUCCCGAGAAACUGCAUUUUCAUUCUUUAAACUUGCAUUUAGAGACUAUUCUGAUAAAACUGUGAGAUCUUGUUGUGUUGCUGCACAUAAUUUAGCGGCCAGAAAUCUCCGGUUCUAUGCCCAGGAUGUGAUUUCUUGUGUUAUUGCUAGAAUUGGUGUUAAUAGAAGUAGAGAUGUUGUGGGGUUUAUGUGGGAAGGUCACCAAGAAUUCGAGACGGAUUUCUCUGUUCUUGAUACGCUUAUGCGGAGUUAUAUGAAUGUGGGAAUGGCAAAUGAGGCACUGGAGGUUUUGACUAAGAUGUGGGAGGUGGAAGUGAGGCCUAGUGCUUCAGCUAUUAAUGUUCUGUUUAAGCUGUUGCUUAGAAUUGGUGAUUAUGGUAGUGUGUGGAAGUUGUUUCGGGACAUGGUUCGUAAGGGGCCAUUUCCAACUAAUUAUACUUUUAACAUGUUGAUUCUUGGAUUUUGUCGAAAAGGGUUUCUCAGCAUUGGAGAGAAUUUAUUACAUGUGAUGCGGAAGUUCCGCUGUGAACCAGAUGUUUUUACUUAUAACAUUGUGAUCAAUGCUAAUUGUGUUAGGGGGCAGACUAAAGUUGCACUCAAAUGGAUGCGUUUAAUGAUUGCAACUGGUUGUCAACCAAGUAUUGUGACCUUUAAUACAGUCGUAAAUGCUUUGUGCAAGGAGGGAAAUUUUGUGGAAGCAAGGAGGCUUUUUGAUGCAAUCCAUGAGGCUAAUGUUUCUCCAAAUACCAUAAUAUACAAUACCAUCAUUGAUGGGUAUGUUAAGUCAGGGGAUAUUGGUCAGGCUAACAUGUUGUAUGAAGAAAUGAAGUACAAAGGUUUAUCUCCUGAUGGCAUAACCUUUAAUAUAUUGAUUUCAGGUCAUUACAAGUAUGGAAAGAAAGAGGACGGAAAGAGGUUGUUGAGGGAAUUAGCUUUAUCAGGAUUGUUUUCUGAUAGUUCAUCAUACGAUAUUUCAAUUGGUGCUUUGUGCUGGGCAGGUCAAUUGGAUGAGGCCAUGGCAUUGUUAGAGAGUAUGCUUGAGAAGGGAAUACCUCUCAGUGUGGUUGCUUUUAAUUCAAUCAUUGCAGCUUAUAGCUGGGAAGGAUCGGAAGAAAAAGCAUACAAUGCCUAUAAGAUUAUGACCAGAUAUAGUCUAAGUCCAUCAUCUUCCACAUGUAGUUCUUUGAUUAUGGGCUUGUCCAAGAAGGGGAGGCUAAAUGAAGCAAGGGAACUUUUGUGUAAAAUGUUAGAAAGGCAACUUCCUAUUAAUAGAGUGGCUUUCACGGUGCUGUUAGAUGGUUACUUGAGGGUGGCAGACUUAAAUGGCGCCCAAAGCCUGUGGAAUGAGAUGCAAGAGAGAGGGAUAUUUCCUGAUGCUGUUGCCUUCUCAGCCUUUAUUAAUGGACUUUCUAAAGCAGGUUUGAUGGAGGAAGCACAUGACUUAUUAUUAGAGAUGUCAAGGAUAGGUUUGGUGCCUAAUAAUUUUGUAUACAGUUCUUUGGUUCAAGGGUUUUUAAACUGUGGUAACCUGAACGAAGCAUUGAAGCUAGAGAAAGAGAUGAGGCAAAAGGGUCUCCUUCCAGAUAUCUUCAUGGUAAACAUGAUCAUUAAUGGGUUUUGUAAACAGCGAAGAAUGGAUUUAGCAAUGGAAAAAUUUAUGGAGAUGCAUCUGAGUGGACUGGGACCAGAUAUCAUUACGUUUAACACGUUAAUUGGUGGUUAUUGUAAAGCAUUUGACAUGGUUUCUGCAGAUGAGAUUGUGUACACAAUGUAUGCUAGUGGGUGUGACCCGGAUAUCACAACCUAUAAUAUCUACGCCCAUGGUUUCUGUAGCAAUAGAAAAAUAAAUCGAGCAGUGAAGAUGCUUGAUGAACUGGUUUUGGCAGGUAUAGUUCCAGAUACAGUAACAUAUAACACUUUGUUGAAUGGCGCAUGCGGUGACAUAUUGGAUAGAGCUCUGAUUUUGACUGGAAAACUGCUUAAGAUGGCUUUUGUUCCGAAUGUUGUUACGACCAAUGUAUUGUUGACUCACUUCUGCAAGCAGGGGAUGCCAGAGAGGGCCCUAAUGUGGGGUCAAAAGUUGAGUGAGAUUUCCUUUGAUUUUGAUGAAAUUACCUAUAAAAUAAUGGGCAGGGCCUAUCAUAGCAUAGAAAAAAAUGCAAAUGUUGGCUUAAGAGAAACAUCUGGAAAAGGUUUUUUCUUGGAUUCCCUUAUGUACAUUACGUAUGAUUAUUUUUGUAGAAAUAGAUCAUCUCAGGAAGUAAACCAGAAUCCUCUUACACUAACUGAAUGUAGGUUUAAGGGAUCCUGAAACAUGCCAAAAUUGGUUCAUGUCUCUGACUUGUCUUUCCUUUCUCAAAUUUUGAGCAUCUUCAGUCCAUGACAUUCAAGCAGCAGCUAUAAAGAAUGAGCGACAUGCUUGGAUUGCAAUGGAUCAACAGAAAAAUUGAAAAGCACAACAUGGAGAUAGGAGUGGGAAAGAUAAAUGGAACUGAAGCUAUGAGAAAAAGAUGGUAUGGUUUAGAAGGGUUGUUUUACAAAUGUUUCUUAGAAGGAGUAUAUUUGCAGCGUCGAACAUGAACAUAUUAAGAUUAUUACUAGAUAUCGUUAUUAUAAUUCUGUGUGGCUCAGCAAUGUCAAAGAAGCUAGAUAACAGACUCUAACUGUAUAUGAUUUCCCUCAACUUGGCCAACUCCAAAAUGUUGAUCCUUCAAGGAUGGGAAACUUGAGAUUUAGCACCAACCUUGUUGGUAGAAAAAUUGUGUCAGUGACAUAUGAUGUCUCUUCUAUAGCCAUUGUUGCUGAGCAUCAUUCAACCGAAGUUUGGAUGUAGUACUUUGCAAAUGAGUAAUAUUUUCUCUCCUUAUAAAUAUUUGUAAUAAUCCAAUUAACUUGUAAGAUAAUUUUGCCUUUUUUUUCACUCCGUAAUUAUUUUUAAAUUCAGUAUGCAGAAGCACCUCAUAGACAGUAAAAUCCAGCUGAGAGGAUCAAUUUUUGUUCCUUUAGCUAGGCUAAUGCGUGCAGAAGGUCCAAUUGCACCAAAUGUAGGACACUUUUCUGGGUAUCCAAACCUUGUGGUUCACUGGUUAGUUUGUUGUCCUGUACCAUGGCUUUUCAGCCUAUUAGAAAAUUACAAGUUUUAUUUAUUUAUUUUAA